Penicillium soppii is the source of this 963-nucleotide messenger RNA. RefSeq lists its product as uncharacterized. The record is from RefSeq and is a predicted model, not a curated record. NCBI's taxonomy places the organism in Eukaryota, Fungi, Ascomycota, Eurotiomycetes, Eurotiales, Aspergillaceae. The transcript is spliced from 4 exons. The coding region runs from base 1 to 963 and encodes 320 amino acids.
AUGAUGUUUUGGGUAGAUUGGCAGCUGUGGGAGAAGCUGACACUGGCAAUGGGAAUUUUGAUAGUUGUCGUCUUCAGCUACGCCCUUUGUGUUCUUGGCUGGAGUCGACGGAAAAUGCGCAAGUGUGCCAUAGCAGAAGUGACCAAACAGGAGAUGGAGGCAGAGAUAUAUCCCAUGCUACACAAAAAUGACAUCCCAUUCGGUGCAAGAGCUCUGGAAAGCGGGAUCGAGAUAGAAGGGAUCUGGAAUUCAAAUACCAACACACCCGUCCCAAGUCCACGCCAGCCCGCUACUCCGGUCGGAAGCAGGACAGCCAGCCCAGUGCCACAGCUGUGGGCUAGAAGAAUUGAAGACACCACGUCCUCAUUGGAGUCUCAGAGCCCCAUCGUGAGUCUGAUACCAGUGCCACAGGCUGCCCGACGAGGACUCGUAUCCGAGCUGGAUCUAGCAUCUGCAGACUUCGUUCAUGAGCCCCCGAGACCCGGUGGCUUCUACAAUAAUCGGGCCAGUCUUCCGAUCAACCCCACUCCCCUUCGUAUAUCACCUGCGAGAGAGGAAACCUUGGUCGGCGUCAAAGAUCCAAUUGUUCGAGAUAAACGCGCCAGUUUCCAUUCUCGAAUCUUCGCCUCGAGUCGUCACCGGGAAGCAAAGGACUACCGAUCAGGCCUAGAUGAGGCAGAUGAAGAAGCGGGCUAUAUCGCGACCAUGGCAGGUACCUCCCCGCAUUCUACAUCGGGACACAAGCGGGUAUCAAGAUUCACCAAAGGUCUCCGUCGGCGAUCAUCUGAAGAGUUCCGACGCAAGAUGAGCCAAAUUUUCAACGACAAUAUUCAUAUUGGACUGCCUGCCGAGCAGCUGGAGUUCGACCCGGCUCUGCGAGAGUACCAGAAACCAACUUUCCGAGAAUCUUUGCUUCGUCCUUUUCGCCCAUGGCGCGACUCUUCUGCAAACGAGAGCCAGUGA